This is a messenger RNA of Aspergillus caelatus, 816 nucleotides long. Its product is annotated as DODA-type extradiol aromatic ring-opening family dioxygenase. The coding region runs from base 1 to 816 and encodes 271 amino acids. The record is from RefSeq and is a predicted model, not a curated record. The transcript is spliced from 2 exons. Gene Ontology annotation, molecular function: oxidoreductase activity, acting on single donors with incorporation of molecular oxygen; zinc ion binding; ferrous iron binding. Lineage: Eukaryota; Fungi; Ascomycota; Eurotiomycetes; Eurotiales; Aspergillaceae.
AUGAUGUUGGGCGAGGAGUCUUCCUCGGCCGACUAUUGGAAACAAUGUGGUGACGAGGCCCUCCGCAAUGGCAUCAAGGGAGUUAUUCUCAUGGGCGCCCAUUGGGAUUGUUUUGGUGAUCAAAUUCAGGUUUCAACGAACCCUAACCCGGGCAAGAGUCCUGUCGCGUACGUUCAUCCGUCGAAGUACGUCGACUACAAGCUCAACAACGAUUUGAAGACCGCACAACGGUGCAUUGACCUACUCGACGAGGCCGGGUACAACGUUAGUGGUAACGACACCUUCGACUGGAUUCACGAUACAUAUCUUAUCUUGAUCCGGAUGUUCCCCAACGGUUGCCCGCCAUCCACCAUCAUCUCUAUGAACGCCCGUUAUGACCCACAUUUCCAUAUGAAGGUGGGCUCGACCCUCCGUCAGCUGCGUAAGGAGAACUAUUUGAUUAUCGGAACUGGUGGUGCAGUUCAUAACCUGUACCGCAAUCGCUGGGCCCCUAUGCUUCGCUUCCGCGACAACUUCGCCCAGGAUACGCCCCCGGAGCACUGGGCCCUAGAGUUCCGACAAUCCGUCGAGGAUGUCUUCACAAAGACCUCGGGGCCGCAAUUACGACGCGCAAUGACGCGGCUAAUGAAGCAUCCGGAGUACCGCGAUGCGCAUGCGACAGAUGAUCAUUUCAUGGCUGCCAUGUUCGUUGCGGGCGCAGCGGGAGAUUUCGAGGAUGAGGGAACACCUGCCGUUCUGGCGACUGAGACGUGGGAACUCACGAAUAUGUGUAAUUCUCAAUUUACUAUUGGCUCCUGGCCAAAGGUGGCAGCAUAA